AAUAAGCGAUCGUCGCAUUCGAAUGAACCCGAGAAGUCGAUCAGAAAAUUGUGCGUUUUGCACAUCACAAUGAUACGACGUUUACGACGUUUCUUAGUAUGGUUCUUCUUGUCAUUCUUAUCACUGUUCGGCGGUGGUAGUGCUUAUAUUGGUGAUAAACAACGGGAACCGAAGCAUCGUGCUCGUAGAGAAAAACGAAUUGUCGAAGCGAAUACGCGACGUCAACGAGAUUACGCUGUCAAUUCGAAAACCUCGAAACAAUACUCAAUGGCUCCGAAUCCAAGAAAACGCCGAAGGUGA
This is a messenger RNA of Anisakis simplex (herring worm), 300 nucleotides long. The record is from the annotation of a GenBank genome assembly. Lineage: Eukaryota; Metazoa; Nematoda; Chromadorea; Rhabditida; Anisakidae.